CACAUAUUUCAUCAGCCCGAACCUAACCCAGAUAUGCAGAUGAGAAAGUGUGGAAAGGAACGACUGUCAGUAGUUAUUUCAAAUAUUGUACGCACUAUAGAGAUCUAAGAAGAACAGAUCAAAAUUUACCGAUUUUUCGGUAAGAUUUUGAUCGGAAUGAGCAGUAAAGGUAGUGGUGAAUCUGAGAAGCGUUCUCAGCAUGACAGCGGGGAUGAAACAGAAGAGGACGAAAGCGAUGUUUUAGAAGAGAGUCCAUGUGGCAGAUGGCAAAAGAGAAGAGAGGAGGUACAACAGAGAGAUGUACCAGGCAUUGAUAAUGCCUUUCUUGCCAUGGAUACAGAGGAGGGAGUGGAAGUUGUAUGGAACGAAGUAGAAUUCUCAGAAAAGAAAAACUUCAAAAAUCAGCAGGAGAAGAUCAAGCAAGUGUUUGACAACCUUAUUCAACUUGAGCAUGCAAAUAUUGUCAAGUUCCAUAAAUAUUGGACUGACACAAAGACUGACAAACCAAGAGUCAUAUUCAUAACAGAAUAUAUGUCUUCUGGUUCCCUUAAACAGUUUCUUAAAAGAACAAAGAAAAAUAACAGGACAAUAAAAGCCUGGAAAAGAUGGUGCACACAAAUUUUGUCAGCAUUAAGCUACUUACACUCUUGUGACCCUCCAAUCAUUCAUGGUAACCUGACCUGUGACACCAUCUUUAUUCAGCACAAUGGCCUUAUAAAGAUUGGCUCAGUUGCUCCUGAUGCAAUUCACAACCAUGUGAAAACCUGUAGAGAAGAACAGAAAAACAUGCAUUAUAUUGCUCCAGAGUAUGGAACUAAUGCACCAGUGACAGCAGCAGUAGAUAUAUAUUCUUUCGGGAUGUGUGCAUUACAGAUGGCAGCAGUUCCUAUCCAAGGGAAUGGAGACACAGCCAAUUAUUCCAGAGAAGCAAUCCAAAAGACAAUAGAAUCUUUAGAAAACCCAUUGCAAAGGGACUUUAUAUCAAAGUGCUUACUUGAAAACCCAAAAGACAGGCCAAGCACCAGAGACCUUCUCUUCCAUCCAAUACUGGUUGAUGUUUAUUCUUUGAAAUUGCUUGCUGCUCACGUUUGUUGUGCAAAUUCUAGAAUACUGUCUGAAACAUGGAUGGAUGGGUACCGACCUCAGUUGGAACCCAAUCAUGUGGUGGCAGAGAUAUUCACAAAGAAAGAGCCAGUAGCAUGGAGUGUGUCGCAGCUUCCUAGUGAAGUAACAGAAAUUGAGAAAUUCCUCGAAGAUGUCAGGAGUGGAAUAUAUCCCUUGACAAUUUUUGAAAUGCAAUACCCACCUAUCUCAAGAGCCAGAGCAAUAUCUCCCGAGAUGGCAGAGUCCGUCAAAUCUGACACACCAGAGCCUGCUGAUGUGGAGUCCCGUAAAGUGAUCAGCAUGUCUGCUGUGGUGAAAAAGAUGGAGAAUGGGGAAGGCCUGCAUUUGACACUGCAGCUCCGUAUGGAUGACAAAAUGAACAGGCAGUUAAAUUGUGAAUUUACAGAUGAAGAAGAGACUCCAUUUAUUUUGGCUGAAGAACUAGUGCAUUAUGGAUUUAUAAAUGAGGAAGAUCGCCAUAGGAUAGCCACCUUGAUAGGGAACAGUGUGAAGAACUGCCACUCCAGCAGCUCCCCCCAGCCUCUCAUCCCAGUUCUCCAGAACAUGGCCCAAGUGGACUCCUCCUCCCCCUCAUCAGCACCCCAGGGACAUGUGCCACCAGUCAGCUAGCAAGCUAUGUGGAGUCUGCUAAUUUUACUACAACCAGUAUUCACUAGAGAUGAUGUCUAGGUGUAAUCAUUAUUAUCAUUACAUGAUAUUGUAUUGUGUAACAUUACCUGAUGCAGGAAUGUGGACCAACAUGGCCAUCAGAUGAUCAAAAAGAUCGAAUGUGGGGUGUCUGAUUAAGUACAACUUUUGUUUUUUUGUUGGAAUUGUGAAUUCUGCAUCAAUGCUUUUAAUCAGCUUUCUGAUUGAGCACAUUUUUUCUUCUAUUUCAAAUCAACUAUCUGGUAAAGCACAGUUGACAUAUAUAUUCCAGCAUAUGGUAGGUAUUCAUAGGUGUAUGAAGUGUUGUCUUUAGUCAAGAUCAAGUUGAAGAUAAGACCUUUGACAUUGGGGCACUUCUCCAUGUUGUCUGAUUAACCUUAGAUCACCAGUGGCAGCAAAGACAAUCCUAUUUAUAUCUCCACCUAUGCCUUUCUCCAUCACUGGGCACAGUAAACUCAUUUACAUACAAGGGAUAUAUUGCAUUUGCUGCCACGAGUAGCUGAAAAUGGUCACACUACCUUUGCCUUUAGUGUCAUUUUUAACAUGACAGUGACACUUAAAUGGCAUGAAAUAGAAAUGAACUGUGGCCUAUUAUUGAGUGAAAAUCAUGUGAAAUAACAUAAAUGCCCCUAGAUGCUUUUUCAUAGCAUUGAAUUACAUGUCAAUUUUGAUUUUGCUUAAUGUAAUGAUUGGUGCAAGAGGACAGCUUUAACAAAGGCAGUGCUUAACUAGGCAUUUUACCAUCUUAACUUUUGAAUAAUUUGACUCCUUGGCUAUAAAUGUUCCACAAAUUUAUUACUAUUUGCUCAAUUCAUGUAAGUGUAUAUAUUCAUCAUAACAUCCUCAUUAUACUAGGAAAUAAGUAGUUCAGUUUCCUUGCUACAUGUGUAAAAUAAGUUACUUUAUUAUUUUCUGUCAAAUGCUGGUCUGAGGAUCUGAACAGAUUGGCAGGUUGAUUUGUGCAGUCUUAAGUAUAAAAAGUUGAUUAAUGUCUAAGAGAAAUUUUCUGUAGUAUUAAAAGAGUUUUUAUGCAGUGUAAUUUAAAGAUGCAGAGUGAUAAUGGAAAGUCCAUUGCAUCCAUCACCAAAACUGCCUUCUGCUAUGGCCUAAAAAGAUGAGGAACUGGUGUCAUGACAGACCAGGUGUUUAUUGUCUCUGAAGGUGUAAUAUUUAAUUGCAAUUUUGAAAGCAAAGGAAGUUUAAAGAAUUUUUGGCUAUAUAUUUAGCAAAACAGUCUUAAGAUAGCCUCAUGUCAUAUGUCCUGUCCUAUGACUUUAGUUUAAUAGCAAGUGUGAUAAGGCAAACCCCCAUGCUUUUUGGAGACAAAGUCUGUAUCUGUCAUGGCAUGGAGUGCAUGUUUUCAUGAGCUGUAAUUAAGUGCAUUGUGAGAGCUUUUGCAAAGAUGGAAUCUCCAGCUUUUUAUCGAAUUUUAAAAUGUUUUAUAAAUUGUACUGUAGUUUUACUUAGUAUUGAACUGUGUGAAUAGCAGGAAAGCUGAAAGUGUGUUUGGUUGAAGUAGAAUUGAUAUCAGAUUCUACGGGACCAAUGGAUUAACAGAAAACUGUUUAAGUGAUUUAAGUGUUGUUUUUGGCAGAAAAAACACAUGCUGAUAAAUAUAAAAUAAAUACUUGAGCUUUGUUUUGCCAGUACUGUGCAACUAUUUUACUACAAAUAAGUAUGAAUCUUUAAAUUUGUGGUAGAUUUUUCAGAAUGAAUCUGUCAGAUUUGAAGAGGACAUAAUGGCUGAAAAGAAAUCUAGUCAUGUUUUUGUGCAAUUGUUCAAAACUGAUUUCAUCCAUUGCACUUCAACUUGUACUAAAAACCAACUGGAAUUAAGUUGGCAAGUUCAUUCUUUAUUUAUCUUGAAAUUUGUGUUAUUUUUCCUUGGUGAAUUUAAAGCAGUGUGGUGAUGCUCAAUUCCCGCUAUGGAUUUUGCAAAAACUUGUGCUGGAUAGUUAAGAUGAUCUGGUCAAUAUUAUAAUAAGACAAAAGAAAUUGUAAAAGGAUAAUUAAUUUUGGUUUAGCAUUGGUUGUCUGAAAUUGUAGUGAAGAUAAUCAUGUUAUUUUUUAUGUACACACACAUUGCAUUAUUAUUAUUAUUUUGUAAUACUAUGCUCUUGAGCCAAUAUCAGGAAAUAACUGUUAGAUUUCAUUAUAUCUAUGUGAAAUAACUGUAACUGUUACCAUCAGAAGCUUUGGGGAAAAAAAGUAAUUGAAGUAUUUUCAUCUAUUAUGGAAUCUAACAUUAAACAUAUUUUUUCCCAAAAAAGAAUUUUUAGUGAAGUGUGUAAGAUUAUUAUUAUUAUCAUUAUGCUCAAUUUACGAUGAUUAACCUCUUCAUAGCUAUUGAAAGGCAUGUAACAGUUUGAAUUCUGUAAUCAUCAUUAGAAGUAUGUUUAAGACAUAAAAAAUGCUGGGAAACUUAAAAUGCGUGACUACAAAUAAGUCACUUUUGUUUAAUUAAAUACAUAUAUAUCGUCUUCGAAAUUCGAGCUACCUGCUUGGAUAACUAUACAGUACCUGAUGUCACUCAGGAUAGUAAUAUUAAUUUGUAAAUAAUAUUAAUAAUCUUCAUAAUGGUAGCCCUGUUUAACAUUGCUAUAUAUUAUAGAUAUGUAUUAGUCUAAGAAUGAUGGCUUAUGUCGCCUAACAAUGCAAUUGUCUGACUUUGGAACAAAAGAGAAUGGGUGUGUUAUGCAAGGGUUUCAGAUUAGAAUAUGUGUACAGAUAUAAGAAAGUAGUGAUUGAAGAAAAAUGAACCAUUUAAGAGAAAUAGAUGAUAUACGCAUUUGUGUUUGGUUGUAGAUUUGUAAUCUUUUACACUGACAGCUGUCUGCAUCUGCGGAACUCUAUUAUUACAAUUCUGAACACUUGUUACCAUGGUUCAUUUCAGGUAUGGAAAACAACAAAUUUGCUUAGAUAAAUCAAACUACAAUGUUUGGUACUGAAAGUGCAAUAAUAUUAGAAAUGAUUACCCUCUGGAACGGCUACUGCCAUAGCUAACAGUAGAAGCUUGAUAUAGUAUCGUAUGGGUGUGUAUUAUGACUACAAGCUAAAAGAGAUUGAUAUUUAUGACUGAUAAGGUAAAUCUAUCAAUUUUUGACCUCCUCCCCGUCAGUGUCUGAGUCUGGGAGACAAAAAUUUUCUCACUUAGUGAUCACUGUUACUUGAUAACAAAAUAGAAAUCGGUUAUCCAUGUGGUGCAUUUCAGAGCUAUGUCAUUUAAAGUUAAGUGUGUAAUAUAUGCUGACCAUUAUAACUGGCAAUGUCUCUGUCUACUGAUGGCAUAUUACCCUCAUAGUCAAGAUAUCUUAACUUGCAGAUAUACAAAUAUACAGCAGCAUCGUUAUAAACAGUUAUUUUUAAGUUGAGUAAUUAUCAAAGCGAAAAUUCGACUGUAAGCUAGACACUAGACGUUUUUUAUUGAGUUCUUUAAACGCUGUUCCUUAAUUUAAGAGACGACAUGUCAAAUAUCCAUUGCUCAAAGUUGGGACAGCACGUCACUUCAACAAUUUUGGCUCACUUAGGUGAAUUCUCAGCGUGUUUGGCCAUGGUGCUGGCGAUGGUCUCCAGUAUUUGGUCGUGCGAGUAGCUCAAAGUAUACCUGAUUUUGUGGCAUUUUGCUUAGGUGAUUUGUGUGAAUGCAAGUCUCCUAUUAUCUUACAAAAGAAUUGAUAUACAUGUACAUUGCCAAUGAAAAAUAAAAAUUGAAAAUUCUUUUUA
Messenger RNA from Lingula anatina, 5496 nucleotides. RefSeq names its product nuclear receptor-binding protein. Gene Ontology annotation, molecular function: ATP binding; protein kinase activity. Gene Ontology annotation, biological process: protein phosphorylation. NCBI's taxonomy places the organism in Eukaryota, Metazoa, Brachiopoda, Lingulata, Lingulida, Lingulidae. The record is from RefSeq and is a predicted model, not a curated record.